GUAGAGAAGAGCGGCGCGGCCCGUUUAAGAACAAGGGUGGGCCCGUUCGCCAUGCACACGCCGUUGCCGCUUUAAGGGGGCGGAGGUUAACGAGCUGCUUUUGAGUGGGCGUGGCUUAGCGCCCGGAGGGGGGGGCGGGGGCGUGUCCCAGCGCGACGGCGGCACAAAGGGGCGCGCGGCGGCGGCGGCGGCCCGAGCGCCCCGGAAGCGGAAGCGGUACCGGAGGGAGGGGGCGGGACCAACGCGGGGGGGUGUGGCCGCUUCCGGCGCGGCCGGUACCGGCAUGGCGGCGCCGUGCGGCGGCCCGGGUCCCCCCGCGGUUCCCCCCGUUGCCGCCGCCGGGCCGGGUUCGAGCGGCGGGACCGGGCCCCGCGUAUGUUUCGCGGCGGGGGAAACGGCGGAGGAGGCCCCGGGCCGGCGGCAGGGGAAGGUGACGGUCCGUUACGACCGGCGGGAGCUACGGAAACGGCUGCACCUGGAGGAGUGGAUCCUGGCCCAGCUAACGGCGCUCUACGACUGCCGGGAGGAGGAGAUCCCCGAGCUGGAGAUCGACGUGGACGAGCUGCUGGACAUGGAGAGCGACGGGGACCGCAGCGCCCGCGUCCAGGAGAUCCUGGUUGACUGUUACAAGCCCACAGAGGCGUUCGUCGGUGACCUGCUGGAGAAGAUCCGGGGGAUGCAGAAGCUCAACACCCCCCAGAAGAAGUGACGCACCCCCCCCCGAUUUUGGGGGACCCCCCAAUUCCAGGGACCCCCCCCAGCAUGGGGGGGAACCCCCCCGAUACCAAGGACCCCCCAAUUUUGGGGUCCCCCUGCAGCGAUAAUCACACACACCCCCCCCCCAGCAAUCCCCCUCCACCAGUUUUGGGGGGGCCCCGGGGGGGGGGGGUUGGGGUCCCCUCGGGUGAUUUUUUUUGGGGGGGCCCCUGGGGGG
Grus americana (Whooping crane) is the source of this 934-nucleotide messenger RNA. RefSeq names its product protein phosphatase 1 regulatory inhibitor subunit 14B (gene PPP1R14B). The transcript has 4 exons. The record is from RefSeq and is a predicted model, not a curated record. Gene Ontology annotation, biological process: regulation of phosphorylation; innate immune response. Gene Ontology annotation, molecular function: protein serine/threonine phosphatase inhibitor activity. Lineage: Eukaryota; Metazoa; Chordata; Aves; Gruiformes; Gruidae. Bases 284 to 709 code for a protein of 141 amino acids. Gene Ontology annotation, cellular component: cytoplasm.